AUGGACCCGCACCAGCAGGAGCAAGAAGCUCAUGGCAAUGCCAUGGAGCCUCGCCAUGUUUUGCUGAUAGAAGCAGCGGAACAAUCGGAUAGCGUUGAAGAAGGGGUGAUGACCGUGGACGCUGAACCGCAUGGCGCUGAACGUGCUGCUCUGCGAGUGGAUGACUCGGAUGUGGAUAUGCAAUCUACACCAAGUGAUGACGACGUGGACAUGGCCCGUUUUGAUCCAAAUACUACGUCGGAUGGGACUGCUGGUGUAUUGAUGAUGGUACCUCAUCUUACCUCGACGGGAACCACCCAAGAUGCUAGUGAACCCCUUCCAACCAAGGGUCGCACGAAGACCCCAGGGACCAACAAACUGGUGGCUGAAGGUGUUUUAGUGUCAGCCGAAGAAGCGAAGCUGGAAUCGCAUGAGGAUCGUGUGGUCCAAAACACGCAACACAUGAAACCUGUUGAGAAUCUGCUGCAGACAUCCAAAAACAUGGACAAAGUAGUCGAAUCUAUUACGGCGAUGCCAACUGCAUGGUCUACGGCCUUCUGCACUGAUCUCGCAAAUGGUGGUGACGAUUUGAAGGAACUGGCGUCGAUCCACCUGUUGAACCGCAUUCUCGCAGCAAAUGGAAUGUUGGGCACAUUUAACAAGCGUGCGAUCAGCUCCCACUUGCCCCUCGGGAAAACUCGGAGCUCCUACGUCAGCUACUUAGCUGCGGAACUGAAACGACAAAGCGCUGAAGCAAAAACCCAGUGGGGGGUUCUGCGCCUGCUUAGCGCCUUUGAGUUGCUACUGAAAGCUACGUGUCCCUUUCUGACUGGAUCCAGUGAAUGGGUAGAUUAUCCCGUCGGAGAGCACGAUGCAGACACGUCUUCUACUCUCAGCGGAUGUGCGGUGUCUGCAACAACAACUCAGCCUAGUUGA
This is a messenger RNA of Phytophthora sojae, 915 nucleotides long. RefSeq lists its product as hypothetical. Bases 1 to 915 code for a protein of 304 amino acids. The transcript is spliced from 3 exons. NCBI's taxonomy places the organism in Eukaryota, Oomycota, Peronosporomycetes, Peronosporales, Peronosporaceae. The record is from RefSeq and is a predicted model, not a curated record.